CGAGUCACCUGAAGCAGGAAGUAGAUGAAUAAAGGUGUUUCAAUAAAACCCGUCACAAACCUCAAGACCUCUCAAACGCGUUAUAGAUCACGAAAGAUGAGUCUCAGCUGAAUAAUAUGCCUCAUUCAGAUGCAAGAGGAACAUGUCUGAGCAGCAUAUAUGGACAACACUGGAGCUGUUCCACUGAGAGCAUCACACAUACAGCAGACAGCAGGAUGCAGUCGAGUUGUUACCAUCCACCUACAGGCCUGGGCCAAGAUGCCCCUGACCUCUCUAACUUGCAGAUGAAGGUGGAUUUCUUCCGAAAACUGGGUUACUCUCAACAGGAGGUGAAGUCCGCCCUGCGGAAGCUCGGUCUGGGCACAGACACCAAUGCAGUAUUGGGCGAGCUGGUUCGUUCAGGGGCGAAGGCCAUGCCCUCCUCUAGCUCAGACAUUGACGAUAGUGGCUUCAGUUUGCCGUAUCGUGGAGGAAGCUCUUCAAGGGGAAAAGUCUCAAGAGAUGCGCUGGAGGACUCCAUUGAACCCGACAACGACCUGAAACUUAUAGUUAUUGAUGGCAGCAAUGUGGCCAUGAGUCAUGGGAACAAGGAAGUGUUUUCAUGCCGAGGGAUUGAGCUGGCAGUCAACUACUUCCUUGAGCGAGGCCACAGGCAUAUCACUGUGUUUGUGCCCUCCUGGAGAAAAGAGCAGCCCAGGCCUGAUGUGCCCAUUUCAGAUCAACAUGUAUUAGGAGAGCUUGAGAGGAAGAAGAUUCUUGUGUUCACACCUUCACGACGGGUUGGAGGAAAGCGUGUGGUGUGCUAUGACGAUCGCUUCAUUGUCAAGCUAGCUCAUGACCUGGACGGUGUUAUCGUGUCCAACGACACCUAUCGUGACCUGCAGAGUGAACGGCCCGAGUGGAAGCGCUGCAUCGAGGAAAGAUUGCUCAUGUAUUCCUUCGUCAAUGACAAGUUUAUGCCACCUGAUGACCCUCUUGGCCGUCAUGGACCCAACUUAGAAAAUUUCCUUCGGAAAAAAACUAUUUUACAAGACCACAAACGCCAACUCUGUCCAUAUGGGAAAAAGUGCACAUAUGGUAUCAAGUGCAAGUUCUACCACCCAGAGCGCACUAACCAGUCGCAGCGCUCUCUAGCCGAUGAGCUCAGAGAAAAUGCCAAACUGUCUGGAUCUAAAGAGGACUGCCAAGGAACUGGCUUACUUAAAGGCAUGUACCAAAGAUACGACCCUGGUUUUGGGUCCUGCUCUCCAUCUUUGGAUCAAGAACUGGAGCAGAAGCUCAAUCUGGAGCCUAAGAGAAACAACAGCAGGGACGUCAUGCACCAUUACUGGGACGAGAUUUUCUCCAUGAAUAAGCCUUUGCAUCAAGCAACCAGUCUGCAACCUCCAUUCCCAACAAACCAUUCAUCCAUUUUCAGUUCUGACUCUGGACUUGGCUCCUUUUCAGAGCCAUCUCAGAGCCUUGAAGAUUUACGUAGGAAAAGACCCAGUCAUCCAUCGAUAUCAAGUAGAUGUGGAGGUUCCUCAACCCCAGCCUUACCCACAGGUGGCCAGCACUACUGUGACAACAUGAGUCCCUUCACCAACAAUGGGCCAAACUUUAGUGCCUACAACUCUCUACCUCUGUCCAACCCUGUCCAGAAUUACAGUCUUCCCACUUACAUUCAGCCGAGCGGCUGGUCUUACCCUUGUUAUGUACAACCAAUGCAGACAACCAGUUUACCAGAACCUAUCCCCCGUCCAGGCUUCCAUAGGUCUGCUGAUGGUUACGGAAGCCAACAGCUCUCAGCCAUGCCACAGCCCAACGCUUUCCAGGAGGAACAACAGGAGCUCAGGAAAAAUCUACAUGCGAUUUUCAACCCACAUCAUGUAGACAAAGUUAUGGAAAUGUUCCCGCAGCUCAAAGAUCCACAGCAGCUGGCCGCAGAAGUUCUCAAACUGAAGUCCAAGGGAGAGUUCUUUUGAAUCUUUUAAACUUUCCCCAAUUACGAAAACUACGUGACAAGGCACUUGAAAAAAAAAACAAUAUAGAGUCUCUGACUCUGAUGGUUUGGAGGUUUCGAAAGUGAAUUAUCUUAAACCUGAAUGACUUAUCACAUAGUACAUGUGGUAAUUAUGUAUGACUAGAAAGUCAAACGUGUGUUUAUACUUUCUAAAGGUUGAUGCAUAUUGCAUCAAUUGUUGCUUCUAACUUGUAGCAAACAGUACCUUAGCUUAAAGGCGAAAGAAUUGGUUUGGACAGAAGCCGUAAUUUCAUUUGGGCAAUAUAGCCUAAGUCUUUCUAGCAAGUCAGUCCACUGUCGGCCAUCUUUGGAACGCUCUAGGGAGGCUAUUUCCAGUCAUGCCAGUGCAGCUCCUAUCUACUUGAAUGGAGAAAGACCAAAAUCUCAAAAAUGGUUGGUCAAUAUUACAAUCAAAGAACACAUUUCAAAUCAACAUUAUAAUCUGACAAUACUGGUAUUAUAAAUUGUGAUUCCUCAUAUUACGUUAAAAAACUCAAUAUUCCCGGCUUGUAUAGCUAAUGUGCAUGCAUGUACUCGAGUUGAUUGACAGGUAAUGUCUGUAUCUAAAAGUUUAUUGGCUCUUUUAACUGUAAGGUGAGGCUUCCUUUCUACAUCCGUUGACCAUUGGGCGCUCAGAGCUCCUUGAUUGAGUGUUUCAAUUUCUCACAGUGAUUUAUAUAAAAGUGGCCCAUCUCUGCAAAAUAAUUUCUGAUAUAGUUUUAUGUAAAUUACAGUGAUUUGGGACUAAGAGUCAUUUUGUAAUUAGUAAAUUGGAUACUAAUACUUGUUUAUUGAAUUAAGAAACCCUUAACAUAGUAAAA
Molecule: messenger RNA, 2823 nt
Organism: Xyrauchen texanus (razorback sucker)
Lineage: Eukaryota; Metazoa; Chordata; Actinopteri; Cypriniformes; Catostomidae
Gene: zc3h12aa
Product: ribonuclease ZC3H12A
Exons: 6
Coding region: 117-1964 (615 amino acids)
Biological process (GO): 3'-UTR-mediated mRNA destabilization; nuclear-transcribed mRNA catabolic process, RNase MRP-dependent
Cellular component (GO): nucleus; cytoplasmic ribonucleoprotein granule
Molecular function (GO): metal ion binding; RNA endonuclease activity; mRNA binding
Source: RefSeq, a predicted model, not a curated record